Molecule: messenger RNA, 2358 nt
Organism: Platichthys flesus (European flounder)
Lineage: Eukaryota; Metazoa; Chordata; Actinopteri; Pleuronectiformes; Pleuronectidae
Gene: gnl3l
Product: G protein nucleolar 3 like
Exons: 15
Coding region: 844-2328 (494 amino acids)
Cellular component (GO): nucleolus
Molecular function (GO): GTP binding
Source: RefSeq, a predicted model, not a curated record
UUCAGCCGGAUGUAAUAGGGAAGUUGUUGCGCACGCACGUCCACGCUCUGCUGUGGCCACACACGUGAAGUUGGAGAAGAAGAGGCUGGUGGCGUCAUGUCCAAAGCGAAACAGAAACGGGCCAAACGUCUCGGCCUCUUGGGGAAGGUGAGCUAAUGUGCUAAUGUGUCAGAUGCUAACUGGGCUGCAGCUACCAGGAUACUUCUCUGUCGCAGGACAACACAAACAGACAGCCCUGAGCUCCAUGCUACUGUGAACACACACACACACACGCACACUGUCAAUGUCAUGACGCUUAAAGUAUAUCCGUGUGCCGUGGCCCUGAAGUGCACAUCACAACGACACAAAACCCAACAGCACACCUCAAAUCAAAUAUUUUUGGGAAAGAUUUGAGCCUUGUGUUUUGCUGUUAUGAUUUGUUAUGGGUUUGUGUUGUUGUGUGUGUCAUGAUUUGUAGUGGUUUCAUGAUUUGUUAAGGGUUUGUGUUGUUGUGUGUCAUGAUUUGUUGUUGUUGUCGUUGUGUUUCAUUAACUAUUGUUUAGUUUCAUGAUUUGUUGUCGUGUUGUGUUUCUCCAGUUGCUGUUGUGUGCUUUGUUGUAGUGUUGUGGGAUAGUUUUUUUGUGUUUUCCCAGUUGUCGUUAUGAUUUGUCCUUCAAGGCAAGAUUAUCCUUGGCACUGAUACAGGCCAUUGAAGGACAAAAGGGUGUAGCUCAAGAUAAGCCCAAGAGUAAAGAGCAGUCGUCUGUGCAGCACAUCACCAACCACAGAAAACCAGAAGAAAUCAGAAAGCAACGGCUCCAAGAACUACAAGAAAAGCAGAAAGUCUCCAGAGAGCGAGAGCUGAUGAAGAGGAGGAAUCUGCAAAGCUUUCAGAAUGACAUCCUACAGCGACAGAGAGAUUUCGAGCACAAGGAGACGGAGAUGCAGCUUUUGGAAAAGCAUGUUAAUUUUGAGAAUGAGAAUUCAAGAAAGGCAUAUUACAGAGAAUUUAAAAAGGUUGUCGAGGCUGCAGAUGUGAUUUUGGAGGUUUUGGAUGCACGUGACCCUCUUGGCUGCAGGUGUCCUCAGGUGGAACAGGCAGUCAUUCAAAGUGGAACAAACAAGAAAAUAGUUUUAGUCCUUAAUAAAAUUGAUCUGGUGUCAAAGGAAAUAGUGGAGAAGUGGAUAAAGUACCUUCGCAACGAGUUUCCAACUGUGGCUUUCAAAGCAUCUACUCAGCAACAAAACAAAAACUUGAAACGCAGUAAUGUUCCAGUGACAAAAGCCACCACAGAGCUCCUCAGUACCAGUGCUUGUAUUGGUGCAGACUGCUUAAUGAAGCUACUGGCAAACUACUGCCGCAACCUGGACAUAAAGACAGCCAUCACUGUAGGAGUUGUAGGUUUUCCAAAUGUGGGAAAGAGUAGUUUGAUUAACAGUCUGAAACGGGCACGAGCUUGUAGUGUCGGGGCCACUCCAGGUGUCACCAAGUGCCUUCAGGAGGUUCAUCUGGACAAACACAUAAAGCUUCUGGAUUGCCCUGGCAUCGUCAUGGCAAUUUCAACGACUGAUGCAGCCAUGAUUCUUCGUAACUGUGUGAAAAUCGAACAGUUGGUGGAUCCCCUUCCACCUGUUGAAGCCAUCCUGAGACGCUGCAACAAAGCACAGAUCCUCGAGCACUACCGAGUUCCAGACUUUCACACAGCCCUGGAGUUCUUGGCAUUGCUUGCCCGACGACAAGGCAAACUAAGGAAGGGAGGACUGCCCGAUACUGAUAAGGCAGCAAAGAGUGUAUUAAUGGACUGGACAGGGGGAAGGAUCAGCUACUUCACACAUCCGCCAGAGACGCACACGCUCCCCACACACGUCAGCGCUGAGAUUGUUACGGAGAUGGGUAAAGCUUUUGACUUGGAUGAGCUGGAAAAAGGAAAUCAGGAGGUUCUUGCUGAGUCCUCUUGUGCCGACAUUCAGAUGGGAUUCUGCAUGGAAACCACUGGGAUGACAGAGGGUGGCCCGGGGGAACCUCCUUCUAACCUGGAAAUGGAAAGAGUUUCCAUAGAGGAGCCAGAAUUUAAGGAGGAAGCAGAAGCUAUGGAGGAUGACCAAGACACAGAGUUUGGACCUAUGACAGUGGAGAUAAAAUCUCAGAAGUUGAGGCCUGAUGCAUCUGCGGAGGCUGCAGCCAGAGCUCCGAACCUGAAGGAUAUCUUGUAUGUAGAUCCUCUGCAGCAGGGCCAGGCUCUCCUGGCUGCCGGCAAGAAGAGGAAAAAGCAGCAGAAAAGAGCUGACAAAAUUGCUACAAAACUCUCAGACACCUUGACAUCUGCAAUGGACUUCUCAUUUGACUAAAAGAUUGAUUGAAAUAAAAGGUUAAAAGUG